This is a messenger RNA of Astyanax mexicanus (Mexican tetra), 8798 nucleotides long. It is a transcript of the gene glis2a, whose product is annotated as GLIS family zinc finger 2a. The record is from RefSeq and is a predicted model, not a curated record. The transcript is spliced from 7 exons. Lineage: Eukaryota; Metazoa; Chordata; Actinopteri; Characiformes; Acestrorhamphidae. Gene Ontology annotation, biological process: smoothened signaling pathway; regulation of transcription by RNA polymerase II. Gene Ontology annotation, cellular component: nucleus. Gene Ontology annotation, molecular function: RNA polymerase II cis-regulatory region sequence-specific DNA binding; DNA-binding transcription factor activity, RNA polymerase II-specific. Bases 285 to 1772 code for a protein of 495 amino acids.
UCUCUCUCUCUCUCUCUCUCUCUCUUUUUCUCAGUGUGAUCCCACUAGAGGAGAGGCGACUCCCCGGCAGCAGGACUCCGCUGUCGGUACCGCUGUAUGACAGGCGUCGUAUUCUCGCGAUGCUGCUGAUUUUUGUUUAAAAUCGACAGAAGUGAAAGAUUUCUCUCACCGAAACUCUCCGCUGAACUUCACCGCGUGUCUGCGGGGGAAGCGCCGCUAAAACUAGACAAGUUGGACCCGCGAACUGCAGGGAGCCGCUCUUAUAACCGGAGCACAGGGGCUGGAUGAGGCUCUUUUCUCCGCUUCGCUCUUUUCUCUUCUUCUCUUCUCACUGGAAACGAGUUGGAGUCUCGGCGGAGGGAAGCAGCGGAUUCGGGUCCGGCAGACGGACACAUCGCGGCGGAGCCCCGCGGUCACGUAGCGUUCAGCCUGACGAGCCGUCGCCGUCCUCUUCUUCCCCCGAGGAGCUGGGUUGGCCUCGAGACGCAGCCAUGUUGUCCCUGGAUGAGCCUCUGGACUUGAAGAUUUCUCCCAACCGGGACCGGACACUCAGAACCUCCAUUUGCGCCCCGCUGCGAUUUGCCCGGACGCACGUACUGCGGCCAACGCACAACUGCGACUCAGAUGUACUGGACUCUCACCCUGCCUCAAAACUGGACCUCAGUCAACUCUCCUCGUCCCCUCCCUCGUCCCCCUCCCCUCCACACUCUGGCUCCAGCUGCAGCCCCCUACCGCCCCCACUGACCAGGGAUUCACCCUUCAGUUACCAGGAGGGUGGAGCUUCUCCUCCUCCAGGUUUCCAGUUCUUCCUGCCGAUUGGUGCGGGGGCCGGCCUGCGCCUGCCCAGCUCUAUGGUGAUUGGUCAGUGUCGUGAGAGGCGGGAUUCUCCAGAACCGGUGGACGAGCAGCUGGCCUGUCGCUGGCUGAAGUGCCACCUGCUGUUCGAGUGCCUGCAGGACCUGGUAGACCAUGUGACGGAAUUCCACGUCAAGCCCGAGCGGAGUACCGGUUACUGCUGCCACUGGGAGGGGUGCGCACGCAAGGGACGAGGCUUCAACGCCAGGUACAAGAUGUUGAUCCACAUCCGCACCCACACCAAUGAGAAGCCACACCAGUGUGCCAUCUGCAGCAAAAGCUUCUCCCGGCUGGAGAACCUUAAAAUCCAUACCCGCUCUCACACAGGAGAGAAGCCGUACGUGUGUCCGUAUGAAGGCUGUGGCAAGCGCUACUCCAACUCCAGUGACCGCUUCAAGCACACGCGGACGCAUUACGAGGACAAGCCCUACUGCUGCAAGAUGGUGGGCUGCCACAAGCGCUACACAGACCCCAGCUCCCUCCGCAAACACAUCAAAGCUCACGGCCACUCUGUUGCCCAGGAGAGCAGAAGCAUGGAGGCAGGGCCAGGGCGAGGCCGCUUGGGUGCAGCUCUUUCCCAUUCGAGUUUUCCGACCCCUGGAAGAGCUCCUCUGGUCCUGUCGGAGACGGCACUGUCCCUGCUGGGGACGCAGGCCCUGCACACCUUCACCGGGCCGCUGAUGGCUCUGGACCUCUCCAUGUCCUCCAGGCUUCCGGGGGCUGGAGCUUUGCUCUGCCACAGUGGGCCUCUCCUGGACCCCCUGUUGCUGCCCUCCCACAGGAGUCAUGGAGGAAUGAAGGAGGAUGAUGACGAUGAAGAUGAGGGGGAAAGGAAGAUGAAGGCUGGGCGGGACACUCUGUCCUGGGUCUUCGUCCCGCCGGGCAUGGUGAUGCUCAAGCAAGCUGUGGUCAGCUGAACGGGAGUCAUGAAAUCAUAUACCUGAUUAUGGCAAUUGGAUCAAUCCAGAAUGAAAAUAAGCUUUAAAGGAUAGUCCAGUGUUUUUCAGCCUAACCUCUAGUUGCCGCGUCUUACAGUUGAUUACCACGGGCGUUUUUCCCGUAUGUGGUAAAGAAGCAGAAAUCAGCCAUUUGAUAGAAUUAUAUCAGUUUAAUUUUGAUGACAAUCGAAAUCAGAAAACUCAUUUCAGUUUUAGCGCAAGUUAGUAGGAUUUUCUACCAACUUUUAGGAUGUGUAUAUAUUUUUCUCUUUAGUAACUUUCCAAGAGGAGCUAAAAUAAGCUUCAUUUCUAUAAAUGUAAAUGUUGAUUCUAGCAUUUAAAACCACCAGCUAAUAUUUAGCUGUAGUCUGAAAUCGGUGUAGAAUGUUGGAUGUGGACUGCGGUACCCGUAUUCAAAUGAUAUUGCAGGUGGCAAUCAUCGGGACCACGCACUAUGCACCAUUAUGCAGCCAGUUGUGCACAAAUGGUGGGUAAUGAUUAUAGACUCAUUUCUAAUAGAUAUGGAGUCUCAAAAGCAUGUGACUUGAAUCUGCGGAAUUGUUGAAUUCCACUGCUUAUACGUUUGUGUCUAAAUUUGCAAACAAAAAUGAUCAAGGUGUUGAUUUCUAAAUGCCUUGAAAUAACUGUCUGUGGUAAUUGACAGUGUGUUAAACAUGGGGCAGGUAGAGAACAAGAAAACGCUGGGACAUUCCUUUAAUAUUUGAUUUGUUGAUUUUUAAGUGUUUCAGCUUCAUUUGGCACCUUUUACAUACAAUAACUUGAGUACAAAUGUGUGUUUUUACAGUGUAUUCUAAUAUAGUGCGGGCUUAAUGUUAGACAGCACCCAUGAGAACAUGCAGUGUGCUUCCGUAAAAAUAUAUAUAGAUCAGUAUAUAUAAAAAACUACGACAAGUCACCAGAACUGACAGCUAUACAGCUCUGAUCAAGGGUGGCAAAAACAGUAAUAUUUGCUUAUGUGGGACAUUUAAAAAAAAUAUAUUCGAUGGUUACGUACAUAGUGGCUCACCAGCAUCACUUAGCACAGACUGGUCUUUGUCUUUGAACAGGUAGGUUGAUCUAAAUGGAUCUUAUCUACUAAGCAGGAUCGUCUGUAACCGUGUUGAAUCUGUCGUACUCAGGACGAGGCAGGCGUCUUCCAGCGCGCUGCUGCAUGACGUGUGCUGAGGGGUGGAUAGUUUAUGUUCAGCCCUUUAAUCAAAUAGAAAGAACAGUUCUGCAAACACGAUGUGUGCAGGAAAUAGUAGUUACAAUGCUCUAUGCCACUGUCUACUACACUUACUAAACCAGGAACAAACCCAGUUUAAAUUUCACACUUAAACAAAAAGGCCCUUCAUAAUCAGUCAGAAAGCAGGAUGCAGUGUGACAGGUAAACACCACUGACACGAAGCUGAGCCGUGGCCUACAAACCUAUUAAUGCGUCUUGGCACUCCGGAUGUAUCCAGGCUCCGCCCACAAAUGCUUCCGUCCAACGUUAGCAUGCAACAGCCUUUUAGCGAAAUGUGUAGAUUUUAUGGACAAAUCAAGGAUUUUUCUGCUCCUAUUGAAGAACCCAAUGACUGUUAAAAACAUGCACUGUACUAUAUCUCUCAAAUAUAAGGUUGACUUCAUGUCUGGAGGCACGAUUGCAGCAAGAUAUGCCAUCCAUCCCCAUGUUUCAAAACAGCCCAUUUUCAAUUUCCAGUUUUUCUUCUCUAAACAGUCUUUUCACCGUCUUAAAAAAGUCAAAGUAAAUGAACUAAUUUUAAACAUAAACUUGUAUGAAUUUUUACAAGUAUGAAUUUUUACCAGGCCCAUGUUUCUGUCUGGACUGGCUGUAGAAACUUUUGACUGGAAUUCCCGCCAUCAUGUUUUCAAUAAAUUGAGUGUAAUGUUGUCAUGUGACCACUAGAUGGUACUGGCAGUGUCUCCAUAAGAGGCCAAGAGGUCAAUGUUAAAAAAAAAUAAAGAAUCAUGAUGCAGAAAUGUUAUCUGCCAACUGAUACAUCAAUUGGGCUGUACUGGCCUGAGCAUAGCUAAUUGACAAAAAAAAUGUAAUUAAGUGUAAUUUAUAUAUAUAUAUAUAUAUAUAUGAAAAAGUUACUGUUUUUCUUUUUUUUAUUAUCUGUCAAUUCUUGUAAAUACUUCCUCCCUGUGUACCUGUGAGCCACCUCAGCAGGGCUCCUCCCUCAGUGAGAUUUAUGUCACGUACUGCAUCCUGCUGACACACGUUUAAGACGCAGGCCUGUAAUGGGCCUGAUAAAGGUCCUGGAACAGUGAGGUCACACCAGAAACAAGUUGGUCAACAGGCCGGCAGAACUCAUUUGCAUAAAGAUGGAGGGCGGGGCUACAAACUGGUGAAAUUAGUCACACAGAAUGAUGUAACUGGGCGACGCUCUCCCUGAGCUAGUAACCGUUUCUGUUCUUUACGUUUCUUUGUUUUUGCUUUAUCGUACUGGUUUUAAGACGAGACACGUGAAGUGUUGACGAGCUUCUGCAGCUGAUCUGUAACUUUUCUGGUCAGUUGGUUUAUGAUUAGCUCUUUUCUGUACUGGCUGCUGCUGUUUAUAGUACCUGGUGUCCCCCUACUACUUGGAAACUUAGGAUACAUCAGUUCAGAGUUCAAUAUGUCACACUGUACAGUGAUAUAAUGCAGGAUACAGUGUGAGAGCAGGGUGCAAAGCACUGGUUAGCAGACUAUGGCUCAUUAUGGCCGGCAUCUGAAUACUUUAUUUAAACGUUUAUUGUGUUGUCUUGUUUUUUUGCACAGUGGUAUGUCUGUCAUUAUCUGUAUUUAUAACCAUUUCUAAGUGCCUUUUAUCAUGAGUUUAUUGACAAUGAAUAAUUUGAUGCUGUCUUAAAAAAACCUUGCAUCUCCAAAAAUGCUUAAAAUGAAAAUGAAUAAACAUGAUGGAUCAAAGUCAUCAUACAGUCGAUCAGCCAAGAAACGGUUAGUUUGGCUAAUGUUGCUAACAAUCACUGGACUUGGACCUUGGACAUGGUAUUUGCAUCAAACUAUUGGACAAUAUGUAUAUUAUUUGAUUGUGUUUAGAGCACUAGGUAGGGAGUAGAGAGCAAUUUGGGACAUGUUUCAAACAAACACAGCUGCAAGCCGAACUAAAGCAGCGUUACACAACCCUGGUCCUGCACAUUUUAGUGGAUUCCUGCUCUAACACCCACCCUAUCUAUUCAGUAAAGGGCUGUUUAUGACCAGAUUUGUUGGAUCAGGUGUGUUGGGACCAUAAAAAGCAAUGAAAUGAAAUGAGGCUGGGUGAGUCCAGGACCAUGGUUGAGAAACACUAAAGAAGAGCUAAAGAAAUGUUUCCCAACUCUGAUCCUGGUACACUGCCCUGCUCAUUAUAGUGCCUCCCUGCUUCCAACACACCUGAUCCAACUAAUCUGAUGAUUAGCAGCACCUUACUGAGGUGAUACAGGUGUUUUAAAGCAGUGAUGGCAAAUCUCCAGGACUAGGGUUGGAAAAUUCUGAACUUUCAUUAGCAUAGUGGUUGACUGUGGCAUCCAACACAGUUUGGUGAUUUCCUCUAAAAACCAAUGAUUAAACCACCGUACCACGCAGUUACAGCACUGGAGCUGAAGUGUUGUAAUAUUACCUUGAGGCUAAUCCUUAACUUAUAUCACGAUAUAGUUCUUAUUUUUGGUAGAUAUGAUACAAUUCUGAUAUUGGUAUGAGGAGUAUAAAUGCCACCACCCUUGGGGUAGGUAAUCACGUACAGAUAUCACAAUAUUUAAAGACAUUUUCACGAUACACAGUAUUUAACUUAUUUUAAAACAGGUAAAAUGCAUCAGCAGUGGUAGAUUCUGCUUUUCUGCUAUUUAAACACACUUUCAUGUACAGUACUGUGACUCUAAUUACAUUUUGCUGCUUAUAAUCCAGUUAAGCAGUUUUUUUACACUCUCUGUAAUAAAAUGUCAAAACAAUACAAUUUAUCACGAUGCCAGAAAUAACGGAUAUAUUGUCCAUCGCUAAUAAGAUGAUAAUUAAAAAAAUAAUUUUAUAUAUAUUUACUGUGUAACAGUCAAGCAAAAAAAAACAGUGCACAUGAGGAUAAAAAGAUGAAUAAAAAAAUUACACAUUGGUGGUCAGCAAAAUAACACAUGGAAAUGUAGCACACCUGUCAGAACGGAUCCUCAGGGAAAAAAUCUAAACUCACUAUGGAUUUGUAUCUUGAUGAUAUAGAGCAGAAGAGAACAGAACAGUGGUCUGCGUGUCCGCUUGCUGAGAUGUUUAACAGAUGUCUAACAUGUCUUGGCUAAUCAACUGAAUUUGGGGUCAAUAAUGUUUAUUGAAUUUUUCACCAAAUUGCUAUUUUAAAUGUGGAGAUGAAAAUGAAAAAAGAUAAAAACUGAAAAAUUAUGCUUACUUGAGUAAAGUUAAUCAACAUAAUAAAAAAAUCAACAUUUUAAAGUUUUUUGACAUGACAGCAGCAAUGUAUACAUAUAUACACACUGUGUACAAAACACUAGUGAUGCCAUCAUACCAUGUAAUACUAAUGAUAUGCUGUGAUGUUUCAGUGAUUAUGGGAUGUUCUGGGGUGAUUCUUUGUUGUGCUGUAGUCCAGAUUCUUUGGUUUGAAAGAAUGGAGUUUUAGGGCAUUUUUAUGAUAAACAUGUAUCUUUUUUGUUAACCUCUAUGAAUAACAUGUUAUUGAUACUGCUAUUAUCAGGAUGAAGCUAUACGAUCACUCACCGUCGUUUGUGCAGCGGAUGAGGAGUAGGCAUGUCUACCAGCAUGGAGGCAGACUGCAUGCCAGACUGAAAACAAAAAUACUGAAAAAUAACAAAAACAGAGCCAGUAGGCUUUAUUCAUUCUUCGAAAGUUUCAAAACUCUGACAUAUUUUUUUCAUAUUAUUUGAAACAAGUAUUUUUUUUAACAAACUGUUGAGAAAAAUCAUUCAGUAAAAUACUGAAUACAAAUAAUUAAGUUAUUAAUAAAAGUAUUUUUGCACAUCAGAUACAAGAGAGAGUCUUGUUCUUCACCGGGUGGAUUUCAAAGUUUUAUUGUUUGUUUUUAAAGCUCUUCAUGGUUUGGCUCCGAGUUACAUUUCUGACCUCCUUCUCCUUCGCUCGACCCCUCGUGUUUUACGCUCCUCCAACCAGUUGUGUCUAGAUGUUCCUCGGUCUCGGCUGAAAUUCAAAGGUGACCGGGCGUUUUCUAUAGCCGCUCCAAGACUUUGGAAUAAUCUUCCACUUUUUAUAAAAGAAUCGGCCACAGUGGAUAUUUUUAAGUCUAAUUUGAAAACCUAUUUGUUCUCUCAGGCAUUUGGAUCCUGAGCGGAGUUUGAUGAUGUUAGUUGUUGUUCUGUCUUGGUCUAUCUUGGUUUUAAAUUAGGUUGUGUUAUUUGAUCUUAUUGUACAGCACUUUGGUCGGCACUUUGUGUCUUUUAAAUGUGCUUUAUAAAUAAAGCUGACUUGACUUGACUUGACUUCUUUAUUUAGCCAAAGUAACAAAUAUGCAGCAGUUUUGAGUUUUUUUAAUUGUUUUAUUGGAAGUUGCUGCCAAAGUCUUUGCAACACAGCUGCUCAGUUAUCUAAGUUAAUACAGAAAGAACUGCCUCUUAGGCUGGAAAUACAUUUGCUGUUUGUCCAAGUUUUUGAGUCAACAACCAGCUGCAUUGUGAAUAUAAUAGUUCACAUACUUGCCUGUGUGCUACACUACGUACUGGAAGUGUUCACUAGAGGGCAGAUCCCCAGCUAACAGAAAAAAGUUAUAAGAACAUUUAGCAGCAUUUUGAAAAGGUUCUGGAAAAUAAUGAAAUAAUGGAAUGAUCUAAAAACAUUACAAAUGUUCAAUAAAAUUGUUAUAUACUCAUCUAGAAAGAUGAACAAUUAUCUUUUUAAGAAAGUUAAUUGUAACAUUCAGAAAACAUCAUACUAACCAAAAAUUGUUAUUGUUAAAAUUGUUAAAAUCUGAUGACUGUUGGAAAAAGACCCAUCAUCUUCCCACUCCUGUUCUCAAGCAUUCCCCUCAGAUUUCAUUCCAUCUUAAAUUACACAUUUCCUUAAUGACUUUUAAAACCAUGCUGAUUUUUCACCAUCUGCUCUAACACACGUAUUCGUCACUGUGAGGGCAGUGGCAAGAAUGCACCAUACUGCUGCUCCUCAAAAACAUGUUGUGCACUGCCUCUAGCGGUUUUGUGUGCACAAUCAACAAUCCAAACAGACACAAAAUACACGAGGCAGCCCUAAUGUUUAUGUGAAUGCGUAGUUAACAGCAAUUAUAUCUUUGUGUUUGAGUGGGUAGAAACAAAAUUACAAAAGUCAAAAGACAGUUUCAAAAAUAUAUUCUUAUUAUAUUAAAUAUAUAAAAUCACUGAUAAAAUCUGACAAAAACCUCCUAAAUAGUUUGGCUCAAUAAUGCACAAUAAACAUUAUAUUUAUCUUGUUCUGGCUACUGUGCUUGCGCAGAUCUCCACAUCCUCAUUAGCAUGCUGACACUCCGCUAUUCUCUGCACAACCAGCAAACUCCUAUUCAUAUUUCAGUCAGGGGUUGGUCUCUCAUGAAUAGUCUCUGGUAGAGCUCAACUUGAACACGUCACUGAAUUUACUUAAAGUGAAUCGCUCAUUGUCACGACAUUGAACUUCUAUUAUAAAGUUUAAACUUCCUGAAUUUAGUAGCCCUGAUUACUUCCAGGCCUUAGUUUGAGCUACAGUCAGCUAACAAGAAAUCAACACAUAAAAACUGACAUACUAACAUUCAGCACUUAUUGUACUUGGUACGGCAUCGUUAGUGUUUUGUAUGCUCUGUAUACUCUGAACUGCCAAAUUAUUUCACCCCAUACAUUCAUGGCAUCUGAUAAAAUGCCAAAUGAGUGUAGGUACCUAAUAAACUGGCAGGUCAGUGUGUAAAGAAAUGAAUUGAAUAUGUUGUAAUACCUAGCAUGCAGUGUAUUUCUUUAUGUUUACAGAAUUCUGACGAUGAUAACUCUGAUUCUGAUAUUUAUGACAAUGACCAACAACGUCUAAUAAAAAAGCAACAUAUUAAAUAU